Messenger RNA from Agelaius phoeniceus (red-winged blackbird), 1839 nucleotides. The record is from RefSeq and is a predicted model, not a curated record. NCBI's taxonomy places the organism in Eukaryota, Metazoa, Chordata, Aves, Passeriformes, Icteridae.
GCGGGGCGGGGAGCCAUGGCGGCCAUGGUGGCUGAGCAGCGUGAGUUGGGGCGGCUCUCGGCACUCGCCGUGUACCGCCGGAUGGCGGGAGCCGGGCGGAUGGAGCGGCGCUGCCGCGGGGCCCCGCUGCCCGCGGGUCGCAAGCGGGCCAAGGCCCGCCCGAGGCGCGGUCGGGCGGGAGGCGGCGGCUCGGAGUCGAAGGCGCCUCCGCCCGCCGCACCCCCGAGCCGCGUGGAGCUCCCCGUGGAGGCCCCCGUGGAGGCCCCCGUGGAGGCCCCCGUGGAGGCCCCCGUGGAGGCCCCCGUGGAGGCCCCCGUGGAUCCUCGGCCCGAGGCGACGGCCGCCGGGCCUGAUGCGAAACCGCGUGGCGGCCCCAAGGCGAUGCCAGGCGGCCCGCGGCCGGCGGGGGGGGACGGCGGCGGUGUGUCGGGACUGCUGCGGCGGCUGGCGCGGCUGGAGGACAGCCGGCAGCGGGCGGCCGAGCUCUUCCGCUGGCUGCUGGCCCCUGUAGCGCCGGCGGAGUUCCUGGGGCGGCACUGGGAGCGGGCACCGCUGCUGCUGCGGCGGGGCGACCCCGGCUACUACGCGGGGCUCUUCUCCACGGCCGACUUCGACGCCGCCCUGCAAGGAGGAGAGGUUCACUUCGGCACCCACCUGGAUGUGACCAGCUAUGCCGAGGGAGUGCGGGAGACGCACAACCCCUCCGGAAGAGCCCUGCCCGCUGUCGUGUGGGACUUCUACCAGAACGGCUGCUCCCUGCGCCUCCUCUGCCCGCAGGCGUUCUCCCCUACCGUCUGGCACUUCCUCUCCAUCCUGCAGGAGCAGUUUGGCAGCAUGGCAGGCGCGAACACCUACCUCACGCCCCCGGGUACGCAGGGCUUUGCCCCCCACUAUGAUGACAUCGAGGCCUUCGUGCUGCAGCUGGAGGGGAAGAAGCACUGGCGUGUCUACAGGCCCCGAACAGAUGCUGAGGUGCUGCCCCAGUUCUCCAGCACAAACCUCACGCAGGCUGAACUCGGUGAGCCUGUGCUGGAGACUGUGCUGGAGGCUGGAGACCUGCUGUACUUCCCCCGUGGCUUUAUCCACCAGGGUGAUUGUCUCCCUGAUGCACAUUCACUCCACAUCACUGUGUCUUCCUACCAGAGGAAUUCCUGGGGGGACUUUCUGGAGAAGCUCCUCCCAGCUGCCCUUCAGAUGGCCCUGGAGGAAGAUGUGGAGUACCGACGGGGGCUUCCAAUGGACUACCUGCAGUAUAUGGGGGUUGCUAACUCUGACACAGUUGAUGCUCGGCGAACGGCUUUUGUGGAGAAGGUGCAGAGCCUGAUAAAGAAACUUGUUGACUAUGCACCCAUUGAUGCUGCUGUGGAUCAGAGAGCCAAGUCGUUUCUUCAUGACUGUCUCCCUCCAGUGCUCACGCAAAGUGAAAAGGCACAGAGUGUCUAUGGCUUCCCGGCCCGGUGGCAAGAUGGAGGCCCCUGCAAUGUUGAUAUCCUGAUAACAAAAGACACCGAAGUACGCCUGCUCCGUCAUGGCAUCGUUAGACUGUGUAAUGAAGAAGCAGGUGUGAUGCUGUACUACACUACAGAAAACUCAAGAGUGUAUCAUAAGGAAGAACCCAAGUUCCUUGAGCUAGAUCCUGAAUAUACAGACAGUAUAGAAUUUCUUCUGUCUUCCUAUCCAAAUCAUGUAAGUGUGGCUAACCUUCCAUGUGAAACCUUGGAGGAAAAGAUUUCUCUAGCUACACUUCUGUUUGAGAAAGGUAUUCUGACUACAAAGAAGCCUCUGGCAAAAAUCUAACCCUUAUUUUUUCACAAAAUAAAAGUACACUUGUUUAGAAAA